ACAAAAAAAAAUGGAACUUCUGGAAAUCGACCGAUUUGAUAGAGAAUUGCUCUGCUGCCAUUCCUCGCAUACACUCAUUCGCGUUUGCAUCGCACCAAAGGCAGCAUUAUUGGACAAAAUUCGACGCAAGAAACAUAGUGCCGGGUGAAGAUUAUCAACAUUUAACAAGUUUUUGAGAGUUUUCCUUAAAUUGCAUGCAGUAAUUGAGUAUUGAUUUGAAAGCAUAAACAAUGGACGAAAUGAGAACGCCUGUUAAAGAAAAGAAAUCUCCCAAAAAUUCCAAAACCGCGGAAAGAAUAUCCGGAAUUCACAAUGGCAUUCGUGGAACCGAAUACCAACUGUGUGUGACGAUGUACAUUUUGCUGCGCGCCUAUAACAGCUAUUCUGAACACGGGCAAGAUUUUAAGCUUUGUAUGGAACCUACGGAUCCGAUAGUUGGCGAAUUCGACGAUAUUUGGCUGGAGAUGAAUGGUGAACAUAUUUUGAUACAGGUUAAGCAUUGCUCAGACGGUAGCAAUCUGACGGAGGGUAUGCUUCUACCGAAUAACCGUAGCUCUGAUGAAGCAUUUUCCAUGUACAAAUAUUAUGAUUCUUUUGAAAAAAGUCAAAAGCUGAAAAAAGCCCGAUGCAGAACUGAUGAAAAGUGGACGUACGUUUUUUUGACCAACAAACCGUUGCAAGUGAGGGCAAGAAAAAUGUUUGUAAAGUGUUCAAAAAAGUCUUCAAUUGAAAGCAUCUUCGAUACCAGUUUAUUCUACAAGUUUUGGAAUGACCAAGAAAACGAAUGUUUUAAGAAGCUAAAUCCAUCUGAUGAUUUUUGCGAUAAUUUCAUACUUUCUGUGGCGCAUUUGAAUCUUCACAAAUUGCGGAAGAAAAUAGAAGCAGAAAUUAGGAAAACCAAGCAAAUGGACUCUAAACUUGGGAUCAAAUUUCUAAGAGACGAGCUUUUUGAUUGGGUUUGUGAUAAAGAAAAUCGGAAGAACAAAUAUAUGGAAAGGGAAUGGGUUGAAUCAAUGUUUCAAAAGUUUCACACCGAGCACGCAAAAGAUCACUGGAAGGCAUACGAAAACCCAGUUCUCUCAACUAUAAAGGAAUCAUUGCAAGAGUUUUUGAAUCGGGAUAACCAGAUAGGAGCAAUAGACGAAACUGCUAAACUUUUGUACGAAAAAAUAAAAUACAUUCUCACAACAGGUCAAACAGAGAACACACAGAAAUGUGAUGAAAGUGAGUUGACAGCACCAGAUAGAGAGGAUGAUGUUGACCAGGACGUUCCAGAAAAAAUAUCACCAAUCAAACAAAUAUUUACGUUGCGACAAAUUCUACAAAUAAGUCGAGAAUUUCAAGAAAAAGAUACACAUCAUUUAUUCGUCUUCUUUAAAGCUGAUUAUGAGACAGCGAAGUUUGAUGAACUAAUGAACCUAAUAGACGCGAAUGAUUUCUCAACUAAAACUCUAGGGAAACACGACUCACCUGCCAUGUUAAAUUUGGCAGUAAAAUGUGUCCUGAAACGAGCGGGAUUCAAGAUGGAGGGCACAGUUUUUGAAAAUUCUCGGUUGGUUCUCAGCCACGACAACGAAGUGGACAUAAUCGGAAAAACGAUCCAAGAUGUUGAAAUUCAGUACAUUAGACUCAAAGAUGAAGCCGGGAAAGUUGGUCUGAUCCUCGAUUCAUCGAAAACGAAGUACAUGUUAGCUAAUGGGAAACUACCGCAAAGUGGCUCAGUGACCAUAGCGAGUGAUAAAAUCGAAAUCGUGAAAGAGGUAGAAUUCCUCGGAUCAUUAGUGACAUGGGAGAACAGCUGCAACAUAGAAAUCGAGAGAUGUAUUAAAGUCGGAAAACGCACUUUCGAAGAUCUUGAGGAGAUGCUAGAAUCAGAGCAAGAUAUUCUCAAGAAAUGGAGGAUAUACGACGAGCAAAUACGAUCCAGAGUCCUUGAAGGGUGUGAGACGUGGACAGUGCUUGCAAGUGAAGAAACCAAGCUAAAGAAAUUUGAAGACGAAAUGGCAAAAGCAAUAUUCGACGGUGAGAAGCAACCAGACACCUGCACCAGACCUAUCAUGAGUGUUGUAACUGCUAGACAAGUACGGUGGGCGGGACAGGUCGCCGGGAUGUCGAACGAUGAACCCGCGAAAAAAGUGGUCAUCGAAGCCAGCUUUCCUGCCGUGAACGAUAAAAGACGCAGAGGUAAACCGAAAAUGCGAUGGUUCGAGGCGAUCAAUGAUCGUAAAAAAGAACCAGAUCUAUGGGACGUUUGGGAACUAGCAGAGGAGGAGCUCAAAACGGGCGCCCCCACGAGUAACCAAGGCGCAAUGCAAACCAUUUUGGGAUGGUGGAAUCAGGUCUCUUCACUUUUAAGUGCCCCAGAAGAAGAGUAAACCAGACACUAACAAAACUAAGAGAGCACAA
Molecule: messenger RNA, 2406 nt
Organism: Culex pipiens pallens (northern house mosquito)
Lineage: Eukaryota; Metazoa; Arthropoda; Insecta; Diptera; Culicidae
Exons: 3
Coding region: 231-2375 (714 amino acids)
Source: RefSeq, a predicted model, not a curated record